AACUUAUUUUUGUGAUAUUAGAGAUCAGAAUUUUCCACUGAAUUCCAAAUAUAUGUACACCUCGCAAAAUAAUAUGGAUAAAUAUUUUGGCCAUACUAAUAAUAAUAUACGUAUGUUGACAAAAACUUUAGAACAUAAAUGUAGAUAUAAAAAAGGAAAAUAUUUCAAUUAUGUAUUUUAUAUGUGAUAGAGAGAAAUUUUAUAUUUAUUUGUGUAAUAUUUUAGUUUAUCUUAGUUUUUUAUUUAUUCUAUAUACAUUAUCUCUCUGCAACAAUUGUGUGUUUCUCUGUUUGGUCGUAUGGUUGCCGGUAGAGAACGCAUUAAGUCUUCCAUCUCGACAUUGUUGUAUAUAUUUUGUGCAAUAAAAUUUUAAUAAAUAAUAUACCUACUUCAGCAUUCAUCUUAGCUAUUCCACAUUCAAUCUCAUAAGGCGCCCAGAUUUAAACCAACACACAACAAACCAAAACUCCGUAUUAUUUAAUUCUCUACACUAGCAACCCUGAUCUGGGCGGGCGGCCCGAAAUAGCCGUGGGGGGCUUCAGUAGCCACGCCGCCGCGGCCGCGACCAGCGAGCCAUGGCGUCGGUCGCCGCGUGGUUGCCCUUCGCUCGCGCUGCCGCGAUCGGCUGGGUGCCCAUCGCCACGCACCCCCUCCCGCCCCCACCCGUCCCCAAAGACCGACGGCGGGCAGAAGACGAAAAACUCCUCAUCAACGUCUCCGGAAGACGGUUUGAAACCUGGAGAAACACGCUUGAAAAAUACCCUGAUUCGUUGCUAGGAUCCACAGAAAGAGAAUUCUUCUACGAUGAAGACAGCAGGGAAUACUUCUUCGACAGAGACCCUGAUAUAUUCAGACAUAUACUUAACUAUUACAGGACAGGGAAACUCCAUUAUCCAAAACAUGAAUGCCUCACAGGUUACGAUGAGGAGUUAGCGUUCUUUGGAAUCCUACCUGAUGUGAUAGGCGAUUGUUGCUAUGAGGACUAUAGAGAUAGGAAACGUGAGAAUGCCGAACGGCUGAUGGAUGAUAAGCUAAGUGAGGCAGGGGACCAGAGUUUGCCGCAGUUGACGGAUUUGAGGCAGAAGAUGUGGAGGGCGUUCGAGAACCCUCACACAUCGACUGCCGCUUUAGUAUUUUAUUAUGUGACUGGGUUUUUCAUUGCGGUUUCCGUGAUGGCUAACGUGGUUGAGACAGUACCUUGUGGGCAUCGGCCGGGGCGCGCGGGGACUCUUCCAUGCGGGGAGCGAUAUAAGAUUGUGUUCUUCUGCUUGGACACGGCUUGUGUCAUGAUAUUCACGGCUGAGUAUCUUCUCCGCCUGUUUGCAGCGCCGGACCGUUGCAAAUUUGUGCGAUCCGUCAUGUCAAUCAUCGACGUCGUAGCCAUCUUGCCAUACUACAUUGGCUUGGGGAUCACUGACAACGACGACGUGUCUGGAGCUUUUGUGACCCUUAGAGUGUUCAGGGUGUUCCGUAUCUUCAAGUUCUCCCGGCACUCCCAGGGUCUCAGGAUCCUUGGUUAUACUUUGAAGAGCUGUGCCAGUGAGCUGGGUUUCCUGGUGUUUUCGCUGGCCAUGGCUAUCAUCAUCUUCGCCACGGUUAUGUUCUACGCGGAGAAGAAUGAGCAAGACACGAAUUUCACUUCCAUUCCUGCUGCCUUCUGGUACACCAUUGUCACCAUGACGACGUUGGGGUACGGUGACAUGGUCCCAGGCACGAUCGCGGGCAAGAUCGUAGGCGGCGUAUGCUCGCUGUCUGGAGUGCUCGUGAUCGCUCUGCCUGUGCCGGUCAUCGUGUCCAACUUCUCGCGGAUCUACCAUCAGAACCAGAGAGCUGAUAAGAGGAAGGCGCAGCGGAAAGCCCGCCUUGCCCGUAUCCGCAUCGCCAAGGCAUCUUCUGGCGCAGCAUUCGUCUCCAAGAAGAAAGCCGCCGAGGCUCGCCUGGCUGCGCAGGAGUCCGGCGUGGAGCUGGACGACGCUGGACGAGAUGAAGACAUCUUCGAGUUGCAGCAUCAUCAUCUGCUGCGGUGCUUGGAGCGCACCACGGAUCGCGAGUUCGUCGAGAUGGAGAAUCCGUUCAACGGGGCGGUGAAGCGGCCCGGGUCGCCGUCGCCGCUGGCGUCGCCGGCGCACUCCGGCCGCGCGCCUGCGCUGUUGGCUUGCUGCGCGCGCUGCGGCUGCUGUCCGCAGAAAUACCAGAAGCGCCGCCGCUCGGUGCGCUGCGUCAGUCCUAUCGGACUCACCUCUUGCCCUCGUCGUGAGGUACUGCUCUUAGAUUCGAGCAGGAAGGGAAGGAGGGGAACCAGGAGGUACACUGCGACCUCCCGUCCGAGCGAUACUUCGGUGUCCGCCGCGGCCAGCGAAGACCCUUUACCACAAGCAUGCGGCAAAUACAUUCCGGCGGGAAGCACCGUCCAGGGAAACCAGACGGGCGUAGCAAUGGACGGCACAUAUUUAGUGGAGGCGUCGUUUUAGGGUCCGUCCACCAGCCACAUGGAGAGCUACGUAUAGUCCGCACGGAUCCUCAUACGGAACCCUUAUGGACCCCCGUACAGACCCCCUGCGGACCCCCGUACGGACCACUUACAGACCCCGUAUGGACUCCCGUACGGACCCCUGUACGGAACCCCGUAUGGACCCUUGUAUAGACCCCGUGAUCAGUGAGGGUGGAACCCGAGACUAUUGACAACAAUUAUUAGAUGUAUGUUUAAUUACGUCUUUAUCUAACAUGAUACUGCCUAUGAAUUAUCAAGUUUUUAUCAAUGUGUGGACUUGAUCUUGGGUGGAUUGCUUAAAUAUGCGAAUUUAAUAUACAAGAAAAUAAGCAUAUAAAUUUAUUGUGUUCAAGAAAAUAAGCAUAUAAAUUUAUUGUGUUCAUCAAGACGUGUCGGUUGUUGAUUUUUACACAAAUAGGUAUAUUCGAUUGUUUUUUUUUAUCAUGCACCGUAAAUUGGUCGGUUUCCACGUUAAUAUCUGAAUCUAUAUAAUUUAUAAAGAAUACCUAUAUUUAACAUAAUACAUGACAACUGAAAAGCAAAUACUUUAAAUAAAUAUAUACCUACCAAUUGUUUGGGCCUAGGCUCCUUUCUAGGUAGUGCAGGGAUGCCUAAAGUGAAUCAUCAAUCAAGAGUUGUUAUUUAAACGUAGUAUCUACAAAGAUUUUUUUUUAUAAAUUAUGAUUAGUACAACACCUGAGUUAGUCGUUCAGUGGAUUUUGAAGUAGGUAUUGCCGUUGGCUGUUGUCGGCGGACGUUAUAUACGCAUCCAUUCGUCACUGGGGGCUUACCGCGAAAACCGAAAUUCGCAAAUAGCGGGGAUCUUUCUCUUUUACUCUUACUAAGACGUAAUUAGAGUUACAGAGAAAAAUGCCCGCAAUUGACGAACUUCGAUUUUCCCGGUAGGAGCCCUGAUCUUCAAAUUUCGGCAAUCGGCCGUCCGUGAUGUCACUUAUGAUGCGUUCCGAAUACCUAUGUAUAAAUUUUAAUGUAUUAUAAAUACUUCAGACAUGAUAGUACUUACAUUAAAAAUUUUCUCUUAUUAGAUUCGUAUAUUUAAGUACCUACAUUUCAAAAAAUAUAUUUCCCAAACAGAAUGUCAAGUCAGUGUUCUGAAAGCCAUGUUUUAUGACAUUGUACAAACUUCUUUUAUCUUAUCUUAUGACAGAUAUAAUGUUGUGCAACGAAAAAUUUUACUUUUGGAGUAUAAAUAUGUACAAACGCUCUUGCAUUGGUUACAGAGUUACAAGCGAUAACAUACCUUGGAGACGGUCUUACCCGAUAGACGGUAAAAAAAACGUUUGGACUUAAAUCGACCGGGAUAUGGACAGUGAUUACCUUUUAUAUUGUUUUUGAGCUCCCGAUAUUUCAAUGCAGUAACACAUGCAUAUUGUUCACGGGUAACUGGAGAUAGCGGGUGGGUGUCAAAGUUAUGUAGACCGCGCUCGGUCUAACCCUCGUUUGUUCCGGUCCUGGACGAUUUAAGUCUAGUAAAACUAACCGUGAAUCAUUCAAAACUAAAAAAAUGUUUGUUAUUAAUUAUUUUAAAGUUUGUUGAGAUUAUAAAGUUGUUUUAAGAAGUUUGUACAAUAUGUCAUGUAUGUCAGACACUUCUGAUUGCUAAACACGCUGAAAUGGAUAUUUCAAAUGAUUACCUACUUUAGAGACUGGUUUAGAUUUAGUCAUCUCAAGAAAGGCAGUUCUACAUGGGAAAAUAAUUGCCCAAGAGAUUUACCAAAAACUAUUAAUAGAAAGAGCAAAUGUCGUGCUAGCUAUUGUAAAAUAAAAUGUUAAUAUUGAUUAACUUCCUAGAUACAACACCUACAAUUUUUUGGGCUAGUUCCUGGUUAGGAACACAUUUGAAGUUCGACAAAAUUGUUCUUAUACGAGAAUGAAAAUUUGACGUUUUUGCGCUAUAACCUAUCAUCAACCCUAAUAGAUAAAAUAUGGAGAAUACCGACAUAUAUAAUUUUUGCGUAAGAAGACAGUCAUAUAGUAAGAACUCUCGUAUUUUAUACGCACUUCGCCCAGAUACAAAGGCAGUGCUUCGUUCCUUCUGAUCUACCGACCUUAUGUAAGAGAAGAAGGUGUACAAUCAAAAAAUUUACUUUCCAUACCUUGCCUCAGUGACAAUCAAUGUAAAAAUCACUAGGGAGCUUAUGCUAUUUUCACUGUGACAAGAUACAAAUUGGUAUUGUAAUUAAAUUCCUUGACCGUACAAGCGCAAGAGUUAGAAGCGAUGAAACAGCUUGUAGACAGUCUUAACUCAUGGACGCUCUUCGCCACAUUGAGCUUAUCUAAAACCAGUCUCUAAUAAAUAAUUUCCUAUCAGUGUGUUACCGAGUAGUGAUACAUGCCAGUAUUAUAAGGUUUAAUGUUGUAAAAGUGUCUUCAGUCUUGUUCUGACUCGAUUACUCGAAUGUGUAUUCUCAAAUGUUGUAAGCGUCAAUGCAAUAAGUUUUCCAAGUUACGAAAAAUGUAAAAAAGUUGUACAUGUAAAUAAAGAUCAAGUAUCGGUAUUAAAAUAAUUUUAACAUCUACUAAAGAGCAUGAUAAAGUUUAAAACGUAUUAUGUCGUUUACGAUUUUCUCAUAAUAUCAAACAAACUAUGUUCUUAUUAAGAACUAUUUCUAAUCGAUCUUUACCAUUUCUAUUUACAUUUAAUUUACCUAUAUAUAUAUAAAAGGUAAACAAUCUUGUCUUGUUUAUUGAAAAAUGCUUUUUAAAAAUCAGUAACUAUUACUUAUGAAAGCAAUUUGUAAAGGAUCGUAUAUGAUUUAUAAUUGUUACAUAUUUACCGUGAAUUAUUUUUCAAAAGCGUUAUUCAAUAAAAAGAUACGAAAAAAUCGCUUGCCUUCUUUCUAAUGCAAAAAAACUGACUAUAAUAGACAUUGAAUGCCGCUUACUACAACUGAGAUAAGUUUGGUUUUGGGCUGAGAUGAAUAACUCAUCGCUGAUUUGAAUUGGAAAGGAAAGAUCAAAUUUUGGUCUAGUCAAUAGUUAUUGAAAUCAUAUCAAUAUUAGCUGGUUAGGUUACUGGUAAAUGUUUAAGUACAUUUUCAACUUUUAUCGAUUAACGUACGUCAAUGCCGCUGAUGAAGAGUUGGCUCCGGAAAACGGUUGACGAGGACGAGCAACGAAACUAGACAGUUACUGCUAUCCUUGGAAACUUCACGUGGUUCUGGACUGAUACGAACUUCAAACCUUCAAGGAAAUAGCGUAUUCCCAACUUAAAGGCCUUGCAAAUACUCUGGUGUUGUAUGACGUAAAAAAAAAAUAUUGUAACCGGAUGCCUGGCAACUAUUCAUCGGUACAGGUC
Molecule: messenger RNA, 5810 nt
Organism: Cydia pomonella (codling moth)
Lineage: Eukaryota; Metazoa; Arthropoda; Insecta; Lepidoptera; Tortricidae
Gene: Shal
Product: potassium voltage-gated channel protein Shal
Exons: 7
Coding region: 576-2471 (631 amino acids)
Biological process (GO): protein homooligomerization; potassium ion transmembrane transport
Cellular component (GO): voltage-gated potassium channel complex; membrane
Molecular function (GO): A-type (transient outward) potassium channel activity; protein binding
Source: RefSeq, a predicted model, not a curated record